AUUUUGGCUUCUGAGAUAUCUGUGGGUUACGAGCAACCGCCUUGCAUCGUGCGCAGUGUGAAUGGGCGAGCAGUGCGCAGCAUGAGGGAUCUUGUACAUGCAGUAGAGGAGACAAAGGAGCAAUUCAUAGAGUUGCAAGUGGAGACAAAUGCAGCAGAAACGGUUCUACUUGUCAUCGACAGACACAAGGCAGAAUCCACAAACAAUCAAAUACUCAAGGAGCACAACAUCGCUCAAGCUAAAUCUGAGGACUUGCAACAACUAUAA
Messenger RNA from Eimeria maxima, 267 nucleotides. RefSeq lists its product as hypothetical. The annotation marks the transcript as partial. NCBI's taxonomy places the organism in Eukaryota, Apicomplexa, Conoidasida, Eucoccidiorida, Eimeriidae. The record is from RefSeq and is a predicted model, not a curated record. The transcript has a single exon. Gene Ontology annotation, biological process: proteolysis. Gene Ontology annotation, molecular function: serine-type endopeptidase activity.